Molecule: messenger RNA, 2073 nt
Organism: Fulvia fulva
Lineage: Eukaryota; Fungi; Ascomycota; Dothideomycetes; Mycosphaerellales; Mycosphaerellaceae
Exons: 1
Coding region: 1-2073 (690 amino acids)
Source: RefSeq, a predicted model, not a curated record
AUGGCCGAACCACCGCAAUACGAGCAGGCCGCCACCAUCAUGAACACCACCGAGCAGACACCCACCGGCGGCACUUUACCUGCGAAUGACAGUGUGGUGGAGAUUUCCGAUGACAGCACCAAUAAGUCGGUUGCCGGCACCUCACGAGCGCCUAGCAGUUCGAUUGAGAUUGUCGAAGACGGCUCGAACAAGCGCAAAGCAGCAGAUCACGAACAGACUACGCCAGCGAAGAAGCAGAAGCCAUCACCACGAGAAGUCCCCGAGAAGAAAGCGGGUGGGGAUGCACAGCGAAAGGGCGAUGGUGAAUCCGGUAGCAUGACUACAGCGGAGAAGAACACGAAGGAUUUGCAACAAGAGGCGGUGGACGUAUCUCAGGCUGGUAGCCAGAAGCUGACUCCUCAGUAUGCUUCCAUCGAGGACUGCAGGAAGAGGGCAAACAUAGUCCUCAACGAGAAGAGAUAUGAAAUCAGGGGGUUGAAGAUCAGAAUCGAGAACAUUGAGGAGGUUCGGGACAAGUGGCAGGCGAAGGCCGCAAGAUCAGAGCUCAAGGCCAAGGAGGCAGAGGAUAACCAGGAAGCCUACGGCAAGAAGAUGUUCAAGAAGGCGCAGGACUGGAAGAAGCAGGAACUGCAGAACCAGGUCGAAGACCUCAAGCAGAAGCAUGAGAAAGAUCUGGAAAAGGCCAAGACCAGUUGGCAGAAGAAGCUUGACAAGGAGCAAGACAGAGUCGAAGGUCUCAGGGCGGAGAAAGAGAAGCUCAAGGAUAUAAAGAAGGAACUCGAAGACCAGAUCAAGACCGCCAAGCCAGGAGACAGCAAGCUGCUCAAGGAGAAAGCCAAAGAGCUCGAGACCAGCCAGAACAAGCUCACAGCGCAGAAGACCAACAACGAAGUGUUGCAGGGAAUCCUUGAGCAGCGAAACGAUGAUUUCGACCGCAUGACAGCAGACCGCGACGACUGCAAGCGCAAAUCUCGAUACUUCCAUACCGAGUGGACACAGCAGGUGAAGCUCAACGACAAGCUGAAGAUGGCGCAUGCCCAACUCAUCAACGAGCUGAAAGCAGAGCACGCCGAUGACCUCCAGCAGCAGUACCAGAUGUGGAACGUCCAGGCCAAGAACUCGCACCAGAACCAGCUCCGACUUGUUGGCAGACAGCGUGGUCUCUUCGAUCUCAACAAUGCCCACGACCGCGUUAUCGAGGAGAAGGAUCAGUACAAGAAGGAGCUCAAAGCCGCCAGAGCAGAGAUCGAGCGACUCAAGACUUCUGCUGCGCCUCAGCCGCCAAGACCUGUUCCAGCUGCGCGAACACCAACCAACGACGUGCGAGUUCAGAUAUCUCGUCUCCAAGAGCCGCAGACUCAAGCUUCCACAUCGAAAGUCGACAAUAGCGCUGAGUCAAGCCGUGCUCUCGCGACUCCACAAGAAGAAACCACAUCUCAGCACAAGGCGGCAGAGAAUCCUGCCAAGCCCAACGUUGACGCCACAGUCGACAGUGAUCGACGACAGGUGACACAGAUCGUCAACGAGAGCAUGGCUGCUGCCCAACAACCACGAGGCGAGCCUCAUUCUGCAGCACUCGCACCAUUCCCUGCAGUUGCAGGAGCCGAAGACAUCGCGAUGGAUGGAGUGACUCGUGAGGCGGGUGGCUCAGCUGCGGGAGUUCUGUCUCGGGAUAUGCACGCUGCACGCGAGGACAACGGUGACCAUGGGGAGGGUGAGGCGUUCGCUGGGACUGCUGAUGGUCAGCUGCAGGAUAUGCAGGGUGUAGGUGGUAAUGGAGGUGAUUUCGAGGAAGACGAGUCGUUUGGCGAGGCCACGGAUGGUCAGUUGCAGAUUGUGCAGGCUGCGCAGGAGAACCCAGGACGUGCUGAGGAGGAUGAGGCUUUCGUUGAGGCAACCCAAGAUCAGAUGCAGGACGUGCAGACUGCACACGACGAUCCAGUCCGUACCGAGGAGGGCGGAGGCUCUGUUGCUGCCGAGCAGGCUGAGCGUGAGAGCCCAGGAGCUGGAGGUCGUCGUGGCCUCUUCAGCUUCAACAACUUCUGGAGAAGCGAUGGUGGAAGCUCAGCAUGA